AAACAAAGCCAUUUGGUAAACAAACAUCUCAGCUGACAGACGACGCCGGACGGCCGAUCAAUGGCACCUUUUAGUAUUUUUCUCCUCACUUAAUGGAAGUGUGUUGCCGAGAAGAGCCAUCAACACCCAUGACAGACCGGAGUGUGCUCAGUGACGAUGAGAAGAGACAGCGUAUCGACCUCGCGCCCGUCCCCGGUGGCAUGGAGCUGAAGGUGGGCGGCGAGGAGGCUCUCCCGUUGCUGGUGCUGGUGGCUGUGAGUCGAGGCUCUUGCACGACAUGGGCCCGCAGGCUGUGAUACACAACCCUCCCGGGGAGAUAAACGGACACAUAAGUGAGGGCACGGCGGGCAAAGGUGAUUCUGUGUAUGACUUCGACCCCGACACCGAGGGCGAGAUACCCAGCGCCACCGAGGAGGACUCCCUGGCCUCCCCGGACAAGCACAGUGAGAGGAGCGAAACCACGGACAGUAAUGUGAAACAUGAGCCAGAACUGGAGACGUUAGACGACUCAGAAAUGGUGGGGGAUGAGUCGUUAAGUGGGUCCUUUCACGAUGAUGUUUAUCCCAUAGAACCCCCAAUGGGUGACACGAGCUUCGGAGACAUUCCAAGGCGGGGACGAGGGCGACCCAGGGGGAGCAAGAACAGAAUAGACGACGGCAGGGGGCGAGGCAGGGGCUUCAAGUUCAGAAGAAUGUCAGAGGACCGCACCUGUACGGCCUACGACCUGCGAAACAUUCCCGACCCCUUUGCGAACCAGCGGAGGGGCAGGCCCAGGAGCAGGUUCAUCGUCGACCUGGGCGAGCAGAACCACGAGGCCUGGGCCAAGUCCAAAGAGGAACUUAAUAUCUCUGAUGCAGAACUGACGACUUUAUUAUUAAGUUUAUUAGAAUCCCGACGAGACUGCAACAACCCCCAAGACUCAGACACGAUGCUGGGGCUCAUCUCCUCCGAGUACAACAAGUGGAAAGACAAGUUCACGUCCCAGGUGUCCAUGCUGAGCCACUACGCUUCCAUACACAACACCAACUGCUGCACAUGCCUUGGCAUCAAGGAAAAGAAUAAAAGCAUUAACCUCAGCGCUCUGGAACCCCAAGAAGUUAACCCUCGUUCGCUGUUGUUUUGCAGGAAAAAGAAAUACAUCCCAGCAGGUACAGGGAAGAGGGGACGCCCUCGGAAGUAUCCUCCCCCUGUAGGCUAUGGCCCUGGGAUGCAGAGACCUGACACCAUCGAUGAGGACGGCAACAUCUUCGAGCCCCAGAUCAUCCUCAAAGACGGCAUGGUGGUGAAAAAUGAGCCCUCGGAGGAGAACAAGGGCCACCACCCGGGGGCCAAUGGGCCGCACGACCUGGCCAACACCUCCAAUGGCAACUCCCAGAUGCAGAUGCUGCCCCGGCCCAUCUUGACCAAGGAGGAAAUCGAGAAGAGGAGAGAGUACUACAACAACCACAAGAACAAAGUCAAAUACGUGUGUCACUACUGCCAGGUCCACUUCUACCACAAGCCCAACUUCGACUUCCACAUCACCAAGUUGGAGACCUCUGGCAAGUGCAAAAUCUACGAGAAGGUGAACAACCUGUACCUGUGUGAGUCCUGCGGAGAGGGCUUCUCGUGGAGGGAGAAGCUGGAGAAGCACCUGCGGCUGGCCGAGCAGCAUGGCACGCACAACCAGAAGGAGCUCCUUAUGUAUGGGGACUUCCAGUGCAACAUGUGUGGUAAGACCUUCAACAAGCGCACAACGUACCUCCAGCAUGUCAAAUGGCAUGAGGACCGCGAGGACAUUCCCUGUGUCAUCUGUGGCACCAUGUUCAAGCAGACAGAUCUCAGACGCCAUCUGAUGGAGGUGCACAGCAAUGACAGCCUCCCUUGCUGCUAUUGUGGGAAGCUCUUCACCAGUAGGAAGUACCUGGAGAAGCACGAACUGGUCCACCAGGGAGGGAACUUCCCCUGCCCCGAGUGCGGCAAGACCUUCAGCCAGAAGAGCAACAUGCAGCAGCACCUCAAGACGCAUUCACUGGACAAAGAGUAUUCGUGUGAGCACUGUGGGCAGACUUUCAAUCAGAGGGCAGGUCUCUGCCAGCACCUUAAGAAGCACUUUGGCCCAACAGAAUUCAACCAUGAGUGUGAGGUGUGUGGUCAGUACUUUGCCAAUGAUUACAACCUCAAAGUGCACAAGAAAAAGAUACACAACAUGCACGUUGAAGGUUUACCAGAUGAGAUACCAGAUCAUCCAGAGUACCUUUCAUCUCCUUUGUCUCACCAUUUAGCACCAGAAGACAUACGUGAAAAAGCCUAUGGUGCUGCUAAUUCUGCUGUGAAAAAUAUGUUGGGAGUGUCCCUGGGCUCAACAGUUAGUUUAUCUAUGAAGCAAGAGGGCUCUGAGCCAAUGGAUGAGAGCCAGUUGCACAUGAGAGACACAGCCAGCCACAUGGACAUGAGACAUAUGACAGACCGUCGGGACACCCCAGGGCUGAUGAAGGAGCAGCUUGAGGCAGAAGAGCAGAUGAGAAUGAGUCAGCACCACUCCAUGGCUGUGACUGAGGAUCCCCUGCACAUGCCACAAGAUCUCACACGGAUGACUGCCAGCCAAGGACACAUGAGUGAUGACUCGGGGCGCAUAUCUGCUGCUCCACAGUCCCACAUGAGUGACAUGAGAAGCUCUGCCACAGACAGCCCAGGCCGCAUUACAGACACUCCACACAUGACAGACAACUUAGGCCGGAUGGCUGCAGAGAACUUUGGUAGAAUGAGCAGCACUCCAGGCGGUUACCUGGCAGAGCACCUGAGGCGCAUGGCAGAGAAUCAGAGCCGCAUGUCUGACACCAUGUCUCACUAUGACGAGCGUGAUAACUACAGUCGUCUGGGAGACAACCUGCGCAGUAUGAGUCGUGGCAGUGCCACGGACCCCAUGGGCCGACUAGGAGACAACCUGGGUCGAAUGACGGCAGACAACUUGAGUCAUAUGGGAGUGAUCCGACCGACUCAGACACCAUCCAGCACCCCCCAGUGGCCGCCACACAUGCAGAACCAUGCUGCGCUGGAUGGCAUGAACCAAUCCCCCCAAGCCAGCCAACAUACCCUAUACCCACUGCCAUUUUGGCCCUAUGAUCCCUCCCUGCGACAGUAUCACCACUGAGCAAGCGGGGGAGCUGUGGCCAGAGUACCUACACAGUCAAGCUAACAGAUAUUGACACAUGAGGUCCAGAUAUUAUUAUUAUUACAUACAUCUCACUUUAAGCACGAAAUAAGAAGCUCCAUCACACUUCUAAAAGUUAGGAGAAACUAUUUUUAUCAUUUUUAAUUAGUCAAGUCUGUUGGCUUAUUUUAUCUUCAUCUAGAAGAUGUGAUUUUAUGAUUGAAGGUUCCUACGAUGCUAGACAUUAAAAUUUGUGUAGUACAAUUAUGGAUCAUAUGUGGUAGCUGUAGUCUAUAGUAGCUGUCCAGAUUUCUGAACAUUAUUGCUUAUUAGUGUUUCCAUAUUACAAGUAUGGAGAGUUGAAAGCUGUAGUCAACUUAUUUUAGAAUACCAAACAGUGCGUAUACUGGCCACGUGUAGCGCUUAAUGCAUGCUGUAAAGUCCUUUAGCUUCCAGUCGUUAGAUAUGCCUUUUUUCAGAUUCAUUGGAAGGUGAUCCAUUUUAUUUCUGAUGUUAUGCAAAUAUUUUAGAAAGUGACAGCUAUAUCUUUCUUUGUGAUACAAAAUAUUGUGCUCUCUAGUUUCUUAAUUCUGGAUAGAAGCUCGUGAAAACAGAUGUGAUCUUUCCCAACUGCUGGCCCCUGGUUAGGAAGAAAAAGUUUGUAGCCAUUGCUUUUUAUACUACAUAAUAUAUAAUUUGGUCAGUUUUUCUUCCAGUCAAGUUGUACGAUCUUAGUGUUCAAAGACAAGCUUUUCAACUAAUUUGAACCCUGGGCACGUCAACUCUCGCAAUGGUCCAAGCUAUACAGGGUAAAAUUUAUUUGAAGUGAACUAAAGUAUUAUAUACACACACUUGCUUUCCACGGUUGCGAGGUUGUAUGUGAUUGUGAAUAAUUGACACAAAAUCCCAUUAUCUUAGGUGGUAGUUAGUGUAAGGGAUUGAACCAGCCAAGGCCAGUCAGUUUAAAGACCGCAUCUGCAGUCAUGAAACAUUAGAUUUUUAUAUGGCUUCGGAUGUGAUGUGUCUUUAAAUGCCAUUGCCACCAUUCAAGACCCAGGAUUUUUUUCCUUACUUUAUUCUCACCCUCUUCCUAUUAUUUUUUCCUUUUUCAUACCUCCCAAGCACUUAAACUUUGCCAUAUAGCUACCAUUGAGAAACUGUUCUUAGUGUGAUGAGCAUUGUGAAAAGGCUGCCAGUGAUUGGUGCAAAGAAACACACUUGUAAAGGCUAAGAAUUACGGAACAU
Messenger RNA from Penaeus monodon (black tiger shrimp), 4378 nucleotides. RefSeq lists its product as uncharacterized. The record is from RefSeq and is a predicted model, not a curated record. NCBI's taxonomy places the organism in Eukaryota, Metazoa, Arthropoda, Malacostraca, Decapoda, Penaeidae. Gene Ontology annotation, cellular component: chromosome. Gene Ontology annotation, molecular function: chromatin insulator sequence binding. Gene Ontology annotation, biological process: regulation of transcription by RNA polymerase II.